UUGUUUCAGUCAAUCGUCCCGAUGAACUCAAGACUGGCGCUCAACCGUCCAGCAGUGUUUCCGACAACACAGCUGACUCAUCUUUUCGCAUAAGUGCAUUGGUUGUAGAUUUCCCGUCUACCGCAGCAAUUCAGGGGAGAGCCAAUUCCAGUACCUCGGGUGAGUGGUCACCCCUGGUGAACGCGCCCGGAACGACACACCCGGCAUCAAGUCACGCUAACGGUACGUCAUCGCAUGAGAAAGGAGAGCAGUACAACCGCCCGGAGAAUUCACCAAGGCCCACAGCAGCGCUAAGUGCGAAGGUCUCGACAACCACCUCCCGCCUCAGAACGCAAACGGUAGCUGCCUCGGAAGUAACUCGAUGGCCUGAAGACGUGACCGUUCAGUUAGCGUCCUCAAGUAUGACCCUGUCUCGCUCGAGCGAAGUCCUCAAUAACACAAACACAACAUCUACAAAGUUCCCGAAUGUGCCCAUGGCCGGGCAUGACGCCAGCCUGGACAACAGCUCAACUUCACUCAUGUCCAACGAGUUUGGAACUAGUAAGACCGACUCCCUUACCACCAACGUACUGACAUCGACGAAAGACGCGGCAACGUCGACCUCUGCUGAUGCUCCUCAAACCCGCAGAAACAAGGGAGCUAUAUUCGCCACCGUCAUUGGUGCAGCUGUGCUGCUCAUGGGCAUCAUUGUCAUGGGAUUAUGGUUCUACAACGUCCGGUGGAAGCUGAACCGAGAUCGUCCCCUUCUGAGGCACGCUGCUGCUCCGGACACUACGCCGAUCCCUUUCAGUGUCGUCUACUACCAGAACGAUGGCGUUCAAAUUGCGGGAUUGCGCCGAAACUGAUGGCCGUGCGGUGAACGCAAACUCCCUAAAGAAGCUUCCCAGCCACUGCCCGAAGUUGCGUUGCAGGGAAUUCCAGGCAUUUGUUAUCGAAUUCUCCACUUGUAGUUGAAGCUUCUCAUUUCGUGCCAGGGCCUAGAGUGAAAAACUUCAGGCUAGCGCAGUCUCCUGAAGUGCCGCGGUAUAUUUGCUAUGACAUAGCGCUGCUGAACAUGAGGACGCGAGUUAGAGUUCAACGCCGCAUCUCAGUGGGGACGGAAUGCAAAAGUGCUCUCUUGUAUUGUGCAUGUCCAU
Rhipicephalus sanguineus (brown dog tick) is the source of this 1136-nucleotide messenger RNA. RefSeq lists its product as uncharacterized. The transcript has 2 exons. The coding region runs from base 402 to 845 and encodes 147 amino acids. The record is from RefSeq and is a predicted model, not a curated record. Lineage: Eukaryota; Metazoa; Arthropoda; Arachnida; Ixodida; Ixodidae.